AUGAGGAGCAAUAGGCAGCUGACACUGGAUUUUCUAUCGCUCUACGCCACGUUGCUGAGUCAUAUCCGCAGUGAUCCGUCACUGAAAAAGGAGUUCCCCACGGAGAAUGGCGACAGUUUCAUUUCAAUAUUGGCUUGGCUGUACACAGAGUUCUCGACUGACAAGAAAAUGUGCCAUGUUAUUGAAGAAAUAUUCUCUUUAAUCGAACAAAUUCGACCUCAUUUUCUUGAGCACGUGGUCAAUUUCAUACUGAUGGAGAUAUGCCGAGUAAGCUUUGCGAAGGAAUCGUGGCCAGCUUUAGUGAGAUUUAUUAUCAUGAUUUGCCGACGACUUCAAAAUGACAAUGUCAGCGACGCCUUUCGUUAUUUUGCUAUUCUGUUAGACGGCGGUGAUACCGACGAUUUUACCAACGAGUCCGAAGUACCAAGAGGUCUUAUUGCUCAUGCUGAAGAAUCACUGGUAAAUUGUGAAUAUGAUAGGGCCAAGGUUAUAACAGAUUGCUUAGGAAAAUGGAAGGAGGAAGCUAGUCUAGAUCGCAGCAUCGCCGAAGUUUUCAAUGAAGCCGAUCGCUCUAGUCGUAUUGCAUGUUGUGCGUUGCGACUGGCUGAAGAGGAAAGAGCUGCUGCAGCUGCUGAAGUAGUUGACGAAGGUCAGGUGAUGCAGAGGAGCGCAUUCAUUCGAGUACUUGAAGACAAGCUGUACGCU
Molecule: messenger RNA, 705 nt
Organism: Cooperia oncophora
Lineage: Eukaryota; Metazoa; Nematoda; Chromadorea; Rhabditida; Trichostrongylidae
Source: the annotation of a GenBank genome assembly